AUGACAGACGCAGCAACCGAGCAAUCACAACAACAGCCUAUUCCGCAGACUUUGAGCGUUACGACAAAGAGCUUCGCAGCACUUAUCGCAGUUCUAGCAAUCACUGUGGCGUUUUCCACCUCCAUCCGCGGCGCACUUUCCUCCGUCCUCCCCAAAACCUCAACGGCUACUGUCCGAAGCAUGGCAACAACCGCCUCACCAGCAGCCAUGAAGAUCACCAAACGUCCCUGGGCUCAGCGUGGCCACGCUGACCAUGACUGGCUCUACACCUUCCAAACCUUCUCCUUCGCCUCAUACUACUCGCCCAACCCCCUCCACCAAUCCUUCGGCCCUUUGCGCGUCAUAAACGAGGACCGCGUCAAGCCCAGCACCGGCUUUGGCACGCACGCGCAUGCCGAGUUCCUGAUCUUCUCCUACAUCGUCAAUGGCACGUUGGAACAUAAAGAUAGUAUGGGCAACCUUGAAAAUCUGAAGAGGGGCGAGGUGCAGUUUACCAGCGCAGGCACGGGAAUCAGGCAUUCGGAAUACAACCGCGAUAGCAAAGACGAGGUCCAUUUCUUGCAGAUCUGGGCGAAGCCGAAUAAAUCGAGGUUGACGCCUCACUAUGAGACGAAGAAAUUCACCGAUGAGCAGAAGAAAGAUAAAUUGGUGCGCAUAAUGGAGGAUACCAGUCGCCUGGGCGAGAAGACGGAUACCUCGCCUAUCGGUUUGCAGGCGGAUCUUAGCAUGGAUGCGUCUAUCCUCUCGCCGGGGAAGAGCGUCACGCAUGAUAUUGUUGCGGAGGGCUCAAGGAAGAUCUUCUUGCAUAACAUCAUGUCCGGACGGACGCAGCCAAAAGAGGGCGGCGCGAAGAUCAAAAUCGGAGACGUGGUGUUGGGCGAGGGAGAUGGUGCGUAUGUUGAGGGCUUGGCGGGACCAGGAAAGGUUGAGGUGGAGAGUGUAGGGGACAAGGCUGCAGAAUUCUUGUUGUUUGACAUGGGCACUAAGGAUGCGUAG
Didymosphaeria variabile is the source of this 996-nucleotide messenger RNA. RefSeq lists its product as uncharacterized. The record is from RefSeq and is a predicted model, not a curated record. NCBI's taxonomy places the organism in Eukaryota, Fungi, Ascomycota, Dothideomycetes, Pleosporales, Didymosphaeriaceae. The coding region runs from base 1 to 996 and encodes 331 amino acids. The transcript has a single exon.